UAGAUUUUUGUUAUCCUAGUGUUGCAAAACGAUUAUAUUAUUUGGGUAAACAAAACAUGGAAGAAGAAUUGGAAUUAAUGACAAACAAUUUAAACAAUGUCUUGUCCAAGUUAAAAACCUGCAAUGGAGCUGCCAGCCAGGAUUUACAAAGCCGCAGGGAGAAGCUGGCCAAAAUGAUCCGCCUGCACUUGAAAAAUGUACGCGUUACCGUAAUAACCCACAGGCGCAGAGCCCACCAAAAGGCCAGGAGGCGGCGCCGAAUGUUGCGGUCGUUUUUUAUGCAGAAAAUGUCAGAAAUGCAAGCCAACUACCUCGAAAUGUUUGCAAUGCUGCGCCUGAAGCAGGCCAGAGCCGAAGAAGAGGCAGACGAGGAGGAGCAGGAGGAGGACGAAUCAGCAGAGGAGCAGCAGCACUGCGAGGAUGGCGAAACUGCUGAAGUUCAGAUAGUGGAGACGCACAUGGAGCCAUCACAACUCUUCUUUGAGGACAUUAUUCCCGAACUGAGUGAGGAGGAGUUCCUCAAUACCCUGCACGUGAGCCGGGGCACCUUCGAGACCCUGUGCAAACAGUUGACGCCCAGCUUGCGGAAUAUGGAUGUACUGGCCCGGAGAGUUCCAGCAGUUGCGCCGGAAAAGUGCGUAGCACUCGCUCUGUACUUCCUGGCCAGCGGCACGCGACUCAGCCAAAUAGCCAUUGCAUUUUCGAUGGCUCGCAAUCGAACUAUCAAGUGUCUAAAGGCCUUCUGUAACGCCGUCAUGUCUACACUGGGAAGGGCUCUGCGCCAGUUGCCACAGAGUCGCGUCGAUUGCAACAGUGUCGCAAAGGGUUUCCAUCGCGAAAGCAAUAUGCCCGCCGCCCUGGUUGGAGUCCUUGGAGUCUGUUCGAUACCAAUUCGGGCCAGUGUAGAACCCAAGUCCAGGGGAACAGUGCUGCGCAUGGAGUACCUACUGGACGACAGGAUGCGUUUUCGGCAGCUUCAGCUGGGCUGUGGCAAGCCCCCAAGAAUGCCAUUGUUCUCGAUUACCCCAAAUAAACUCACCGCCUUGCCGAAUUUCUACAUCAAUUCCCAUCCCGUUCCUGCCUUCGUCCUGGCCCCAGUCGACCAAAACUAUCCCCUCAAGGCAUGGCUCCUGCAGCGAUACAAGGAGCCCACAGCUCCACACGAGCAUGACUUCAACGAGGUGGCCGAACAUCUGCACGAAAUGAGCGACUGUGCCCUGCACCGGCUGGUGUCCCGCUGGAACUUCCUCAACCAGCCGCUGGACAUAAGUUUCCACACCGCAUCCUGUAUCAUAACAGCCGCCGCCGUGCUCCACAACCUGUUGGAGGAACUCAGCGAACCGUACAUGCUGGAGUGGGGAAACUCUGUGGACGUGUCCAAGUUCAGAGCUAAGCCACUGGCAGGCAGAGGCGCCGAGGAGGAUGUGGCAGGGCUGGAGACUCGCGAUUUCAUAGCGCGAACCAUAAGUUCCACUGAAAUCUAAAUAAAUUCCAAUAGACUAAUCUUAGUUACAUUCCAAAAAUGUAUUUUUAUUUAUUGUUAGAUGUUUAAAAAAUGUAAGCACAUCUAGUACAGACGCUGGGGUGGUCCCAUGGAGGACUUGACGUGGAGGGAGCGCACGUUCUGCCAGUUCUUCUUCAACAGCGACA
Messenger RNA from Drosophila ananassae, 1650 nucleotides. RefSeq lists its product as uncharacterized. The transcript has a single exon. The record is from RefSeq and is a predicted model, not a curated record. Lineage: Eukaryota; Metazoa; Arthropoda; Insecta; Diptera; Drosophilidae. The coding region runs from base 57 to 1484 and encodes 475 amino acids.